Cajanus cajan (pigeon pea) is the source of this 619-nucleotide messenger RNA. RefSeq lists its product as uncharacterized. Lineage: Eukaryota; Viridiplantae; Streptophyta; Magnoliopsida; Fabales; Fabaceae. The record is from RefSeq and is a predicted model, not a curated record.
AUCCUCUUAUGCAUUUUCUCUCCCAAAACACACUUGCAUGUACCCAAAAUUCCAAUAAUUUUAUUUUGUUUCACCACACUUGUCAACUUCAACUCCAUCCAUGGCUAACUCAAACCUUAGAAUCACCAUUGAAAGAAACCCUUCUCAGUCACGCCUAGCUGAGUUGAACAUCAAGUGCUGGCCCAAGUGGGGUUGUUCUCCAGGGAAGUACCAAUUGAAGUUUGAUGCAGAAGAGACAUGCUACUUGUUGAAAGGGAAGGUGAAGGCAUACCCAAAAGGUUCAUCAGAGUUUGUGGAGUUUGGAGCUGGAGAUCUUGUGACAAUUCCUAGAGGAAUGAGUUGCACUUGGGAUGUGUCUGUUGCAGUUGAUAAGUACUACAAGUUUGAAUCAAAUUCUUCUUCAUCAUCAUCAUCGUGAUGAUAAUAAGUUAGUGUUAAUUAUGGAUGGAACUCUAGCAUUCUCUGAUUUUGAUUAUGAUUUAGGUUAAUUUGUUUUUGAUAAUGUUGUUGUUUGGUUUUGGUGGGAAUUGAAUAUGGCUGACAGAAAGAGAGAUAUAAUAAUUAUUUGAGUCAAAGAAUGAGAAAACAUAUCAGUCAAUGCAUGUUGUGUUCAAACCAA